Messenger RNA from Drosophila simulans, 1650 nucleotides. It is a transcript of the gene Hen1, whose product is annotated as small RNA 2'-O-methyltransferase. The transcript is spliced from 3 exons. The record is from RefSeq and is a predicted model, not a curated record. The coding region runs from base 57 to 1232 and encodes 391 amino acids. Gene Ontology annotation, biological process: siRNA processing; piRNA processing; RNA methylation. Gene Ontology annotation, molecular function: S-adenosylmethionine-dependent methyltransferase activity; RNA methyltransferase activity; O-methyltransferase activity. NCBI's taxonomy places the organism in Eukaryota, Metazoa, Arthropoda, Insecta, Diptera, Drosophilidae. Gene Ontology annotation, cellular component: cytoplasm; nucleus.
CAGUGGCAGUAAGAUUUUCGCCACGAAUUCCAUUGGUCACUCUAACAAAACGCGCAAUGUUUUCGCACAAGUUUAGUUGCGGGUCCUUGACCAAAAUGACUGAAGCCGGCAUUACCUUCGAUCCGCCGGUGUACGAGCAGCGAUACUGCGCCACGAUCCAGAUCAUGGAGGACGCCCGCUGGAAGGAUCAGAUCAAGAAGGUCGUGGAGUUCGGCUGUGCCGAGAUGCGCUUCUUCCAGCUAAUGCGUCGCAUUGAGACAAUAGAACAUAUUGGACUGGUGGACAUCGACGAGUCCUUGCUCAGGAGAAACUCAACCAGCGUUAAUCCACUUGUUUCCGAUUAUGUACGGAGUCGUGCGAGUCCUCUAAAAGUUCAAAUUAUGCAGGGGAAUGUGGCAGAUUCUUCGGAAGAAUUGAGGGACACCGACGCUGUUAUCGCAAUCGAACUAAUCGAGCACGUUUACGACGAUGUAUUGGCCAAAAUUCCAGUCAAUAUUUUUGGUUUCAUGCAGCCGAAAUUGGUAGUCUUCAGCACGCCAAACUCGGACUUUAACGUUAUAUUUACGCGGUUCAAUCCGCUGUUGCCAAAUGGUUUUCGCCACGAGGAUCACAAGUUCGAGUGGUCACGCGAUGAGUUCAAGAAUUGGUGUUUGGGCAUUGUGGAGAAGUACCCGAACUACGUGUUUUCCCUUACGGGAGUGGGUAAUCCGCCCAAGGAAUUCGAGUCCGUGGGCCACGUUUCACAGAUAGCCAUAUUCGUUCGCAAGGAUAUGCUGGAGAUGCAGUUGGUUAACCCGUUGGUUAGCAACCCCAAUAUCGAUAAGGAAUCAACUCCCUACAAGCUAAUUCAUGCCGUGGAAUAUCCAUUUUAUGUGGAUACGCGCACCGAGAAGGAGAAGCUCUGGACCGAAGUGCAAAUCGAGCUUCAGCGCUUCAAAAGACAUUUCAAAUCCUCAGAGAUUGAGGAGGAUACUUACCAGGACACUUGUAAUAUGCCUAUUGCUGUCUUAUUGGAUCACCUAGAUUACAUGGGUGCCACCAAAGAACUUAUCGAGGAACUGCUACUGGAAAAUAAUCUAAAAGUAGAGAACGAGUGUGUUUUAAUAGUUAGUUCCGAUGAGGAAUCGGAGUGGUCUGAGCCAUACGAGUUUUCUAAUCGUUCCUCCCAGGAUACUGCUUUAGUCGACCAGGAACGAGAGGAGGAAUGCUGGGAUCAAGAACCCGAAUCAUAAGAUACGAUUACUAAAAAAAGUAUAUAUUUAACCAUAUUUCUAACACCAUUUCGAAGUCUCGUUUGUCCAUUACAAAUUUCCAAAUCAUUUUUUAUUAACAAUAAUGAAUUCUUGACAAACCGAAGAUCGGUAUUCAAACUUUAGUCAUUAUGUCUAGAAUUUAGAUUUACUUACAUCAACUAAGCUUAAAUUAAACGGUUGUAUUUCGAUAGUGAGCAUAAAAACCCAUAUUUCGAAUGCGAAGUGUAAGAACUGCAAGCUGAUAUUACAAUAAUCUUGUUAGGAUCUCUCGUUUUAUUAAUACUUUUGGACUAUGAAUAACAUUUGCAAAUCAUCUAACUUCUGCUUUUAUUUUUGGGUCAUUAAUUCCUUUUAAGACUUUACAAUAAACCAUUACCAACAAGUUGUGUUAACUGAC